Messenger RNA from Apodemus sylvaticus (European woodmouse), 5628 nucleotides. It is a transcript of the gene Kics2, whose product is annotated as KICSTOR subunit 2. NCBI's taxonomy places the organism in Eukaryota, Metazoa, Chordata, Mammalia, Rodentia, Muridae. Bases 429 to 1433 code for a protein of 334 amino acids. The record is from RefSeq and is a predicted model, not a curated record. Gene Ontology annotation, biological process: cellular response to amino acid starvation; protein localization to lysosome; cellular response to glucose starvation. Gene Ontology annotation, cellular component: KICSTOR complex. The transcript has 3 exons.
UGGGUGCGCUCGCCGGCCUGCCCUGGCUUGGGUGCCCUGUCACUCCUAGCGGCGGGCUCCACUCUGCCCAGGUCUCCUCCCACCUGUCCCCCUCCAUCCCUGGUCUGCCGCAAGCCCCGCCCACCGGCCUGUGCCAUUGCUGCCUGGGACUGGGUGGAUGCUCUUUGCCGGUCGUGCUCCAAACCCCGUGGGUUUGCGAUUUUGCACCACCGUGCAUGGAUUGGUUUCAUACAUGACAAGUUAACUAAGUUCUGUGUCCCCGUUUUAACUCACUAGUUAGAGCUCACUGCGGUCUGAGGAGCAAAACCAGGCGAUGGAACUGAGGGGGCCAGUCAUUCUUCAGCAGGAAGGACUCCAUCCGCACCAUCUACACCUCCCUGCACAAUGAACUGAAGAAGGUGGUGGCCGGCCGCGGCGCCCCCGGCGGGAUGGCUCAGGCUCCUCAUGUGGAGGAGCUCCUCCCCCACCUGUCAGAGCAGCUCUGUUUCUUUGUUCAGGCUCGGAUGGAGAUUGCAGACUUCUACGAGAAGAUGUACGCCCUCAGCACACAGAAGUUCAUCAACGCUGAAGAGCUGGUCAGCACCUUGGAUGCCAUCCUCAAGAAGUACAGCUCCAGAUUUCACCACCCCAUCCUCAGCCCUCUGGAGAGCAGUUUCCAGCUAGAAGUGGGCGUGCUGAGCCAUCUCCUCAAGGCGCAGGCGCAGAUCUCGGAGUGGAAGUUCCUCCCUUCGCUCGUUACCUUGCACAGCGCUCAUGCGAAGCUUCAGAGCUGGGGCCAGGCCUUUGAGAAGCAGCGGGAGACCAAGAAGCCUCUGUUUGGAGGGCAGUCUCAGAAGGCCGUGCAGCCCCCACACCUUUUCCUCUGGCUGAUGAAACUCAAAACCAUGCUCUUGGCCAAGUUUAGCUUUUACUUCCACGAGGCGCUGAGCCGACAGACGACCGCUUCCGAAAUGAAAGCGCUGACCGCCAAGGCCAACCCGGACCUCUUUGGAAAGAUCUCCAGUUUCAUCAGGAAAUAUGACGCUGCCAACGUGUCCUUAAUUUUUGACAACCGGGGCUCUGAGAGCUUUCAGGGUCACGGCUACCACCACCCACAUUCCUACCGAGAGGCCCCUAAGGGAGUGGACCAGUACCCAGCUGUGGUGUCACUGCCCAGUGACAGGCCGGUCAUGCACUGGCCCAACGUUAUCAUGAUCAUGACAGACCGAGCGUCUGACCUCAACAGCUUGGAGAAAGUGGUCCACUUCUACGACGACAAAGUCCAGAGCACCUACUUCCUGACCCGCCCGGAACCCCACUUCACCAUCGUUGUCAUUUUCGAGUCAAAGAAAUCUGAGAGAGACUCCCAUUUUAUUUCCUUCCUCAACGAGCUCUCACUUGCCCUUAAGAACCCCAAAGUGUUUGCAAGUCUGAAGCCUGGAUCCAAAGGUUAGCAGGAGCUUGCCCAAGGAUUUCCAAGGCUGGAUACAUUGUUCUUAGCUGAGUAGUUUGUGAUUUGAAUUUAUGUUAGCUCAUGUGCUUUCAGAGCCGAGCUACAGACCUAAUCAUGUUGCAUAGUUCAUAAGCAAUUAAGACCAAGGAUGGAGUCUCCAAAGAGUAGGACAGGAGGACCGGGUGACACAGUCACCAUGGGACAGCGAAGGAGAAUCAACACAUUCUGAUUUCCCUGUAUUUCGUGUCGAUUGAGUAUUUAUUGAUCUUUCACUUAUCUUUCCAGAUUUUUGUCUUGUUUAUUUUUUGUUGUUACUAUUCUAACCAUCGUGCCAGAUGCACUUCCUAGAAUCCUCUCUCUCUCUCUCUGUCUCUGUCUCUCUGUCUCUCUGUCUCUCUCUCUCUCUCUCUGUGUGUGUGUGUGUCCCUGAGGAGCAGCAGGGAGAAGAUGGGAUCGUCUUCAGUUUCACAAACACUAGUCUUAACUAGUUUUACAAGAUAAUCUAAUUAGUAUUAUACUGUAAUUAGAAUCUUGGUCAGAACUUUCAAUCGGGAGGCGAUGUGGACGAUGACCGGUCGAUAUCGGUCCUCACAGCAGUUUACCCAGCCACAGGCCCUUUUCGGGUGACCUUCAGCUCCAUCGCAUCAGUCCCGACCUUUAAAGCUUGUUGCCGCCGGCUGGAUGUCACCUCUCUGCUGACCUGGCUUUGCAUCUGUCCCCACGCCCCAUUCCUUCUUCUCAGGUUUGGAAAGCAUGCAGCCAUCUGUUUGUAACCGUGUUUUAGUUUCUCACACAGCACAGUUUAUUUUUAUAAAAUCAAAAUGAUGGACUUAGUACUUUGUGCUCGCUACACAAACCGGUUCUGCCCUGUAGUCAGGUCGUUCUGUGAGCCCCAAACCGAGCCAGGUCGUCCUGUGAGCCCCACAGCACCUCUGGGCAGGCUUGCUUGCCUUCUGGAGAGUGUUUGGAAGCCAUGCCGACACAGGCUGCUCUGUCCACAGGGCAGUGGACGGAGAGGAACCUCCAAGAAGCACUGAGCUGACUGCUGGCUUCGCCCCGUGGAGCGCCUGUAAACAUGGCAGUCAGAUCAAUGCUCUCCUCAGCACUGUAUGGAGCCGCUGUCUGACGGGCUCCACAGAGCGCGCGGCUCAUGCAGGGCGGUGGGGCCUCCCCGUCCCGGGCCUCCUGGCCAGGUGUGCGCUACCAGUACAGGUGUCCACUGGCCAGUUAUCUGCAUCUCCCCACGUUCACGGAAACUUAUGCCAGUUGUCUUUAAACAGGGUAGUGAUUUACUCUGCAUUUUCUCCAGGUUCUAUACAAAUGGGAGCACAUUUUAUGAUAUUAACCUCACAUUAAAAAAUUGAAAACACUUGGAAUUAAAAACCAAACAAUUUUUCUUCUUUUUGUGUUUUGCUGAGAAACUGAAAAAUAAUAUUUGGUAUGUUUUUUUUUUGUCUCACUAAAACCACCAUUAGCCUUAAUGAUGUGGCUCCCCAGGUAUCUAAAAGAAUUAUAUAGGCUUUGGUAGACCAUGGAGGGAUAGAUAUAAAACACAUAUAAAUAUAUAUUACUUAAAAUGGUCAAAUAUAUAUACCUUUGAAUUGUAUAUUUAUUUUUAAACUUAUUUUGAAUAAUCUAAGAGAUAUUUACAAAGAACAGGAAGCAGAUGUGAAUAUUAAGAAAAUCGGCAACGUAAACCCCUAAGUCCCUUUGCACUGUCAGUAUUGGAGGACCUUCGAAGAUUAGUCCUGACUAAUCAUUUCUCCAGCUCCUCAAUAAAGUUUUAUAUAUAUAUAUAUUACAUAUACAUAUAUACUUUUUUUUCUGAUCAAGCAAAUCGUGAUGUGUACAUAUGAAUGUUUGUGUGGUUCUUCUCCGAGAGCCUCCUGAAACUGGAGGACUGGGUUGUGUCCCUCACAACAUGUUGUUACUUUUAGACUCAGGUGCAGGGCCUGGACAACCACACCAUAGCAUGGAGGCCAGGCAUCCUCCCUUGGGUACAGGAGAUGCCCAGCUGAGCUCCUCAGUUCCUGGACACAGGCUUCUUCGGUUUGGCGCGGCUCUCGUCCUGAGGGCUGGGCUCACUGCCUUUUCCUCGCAAUUUUUUCUUAGCCAAGGUUAUCUGCUUCUGCAGAGCCAGGCUUUUGGCUUCUUUGACAGCCGCCUCCUCUAGUUCUGCAUCUACAGCCCCUCCUCUUCCUCCCCAGGUAGGUCUGGCGUCUUGGAACAUUCCUGGCCACUGAGGAGCACAGGUCCCAAUCCAGAAUGCAGCUACAGAAUAAUUGGAGGUAGAAACUCCUGCAUAGGUCAUGGUGACCACAGGCAGGACACAUACAGGCCUUCAGGGAGACAGUGGUGACAUAGACACACAAAUAUAAGAUGCCCAUCUUUUGGCUCAAGUCAAGAAAAGAAAAGUGGUUUCUAUUGGGACUUGCUCCCUGGAUGCAAGGCUGAGACCUGCAGUGCCCGCUUUUCUGAUCGGAGUAGAAAUGUACACAUGUCCGGUGGACCGCCCGAUUUGACGUUUAUUUCUAAACCACAACCUGCUGAGUUUCAAGUAACUGGAAGUGUAGUCAACCCCCCUAAACACGUAUUUUUAGGAUGCUGCCUGGAUAGUGAAUGUGGCAUGAUGUUUGAUCAGGUUGUGAAUCCCUAGAUUGUGAACUGGAAAAAUCUUGUAGUGCAGCUCAGCCCUAGCACACACCGUUAGCCCAAGAGCCUUCAGUAAACUACAUAAAGUCAACGGUAGGUCAAGGGGCAGGGAAGCAACCGGUUGGCAGGGAGUGAGGGCAAGAAAACCCAGGAAAGAGAACGAGGGUCUUUGAGUCCAAGGGUGUUUAAGAGAGCUUGAGAAGGAGCUUUUGCCUCCUGGGAUGUUGGCCGAGUAGGAAGGUCAGCUGGGUGCUCUCUGCCUCCUGAGUCUUCAUUUGGUAAAUGGAAUGUUAGGGAUUUUUGGUUUUGUUUGUUUAAAAAACAAGUGGAUGAAUCCUUAACAGCUUUGCCCUCUGUGAGGCUCAGCUGGUAUCUAUGUCUUAUUCCAAGAAUGUGUUAAACUGAAGCUAGACUGUUAACUGAGUACGUUUCGAGAAGGAAAUGGGACUUCCCCGCCCUCCCUGAGGUGAUCUUUAACAUCCACCCGCCUUUAAAUCCCACAGGCAGCCUGGUGGGCCCAGUGCUUUGGCGGGUCAGCUUCUAAGCUCGGCAACUUUGUAAAGUGGGACCAAGCAAGCACGGAAUGCCUUUUUCAUGUCUUAGCGUGGGGUGGUGAGAAGGCCGUGUGUGUGUGUGUGUGUGUGUGUGUGUCUGUGUGUGUGUCUGUGUGUGUGUCUGUGUGUGUGUCUGUGUGUCUGUGUGUGUGUGGGGUCUGUGUAUGUGUCUGUGUAUAUGUGUGUCUGAGUGUGUGUGUGUGUGUCUGGGUCUGUGUGUGUGUGUGUCUGUGUGUGUGUGUUUGUGUGUCUGUGUGUGUGGGGGUCUGUGUAGGUGUCUGUGUAUAUGUGUGAGUGUGUGUGUGUGUGUGUGCAUCACUGUUGGAAAUGGACUGGGAAGUUGUACAAAGAAAAGGUGAGCCACACUUCUCCGACUUAAAUGUGAAUUCUCAUGUUCUCUUCUUUCUCUCAAGUCAGAGGAACCCCUGUGCUGUAUGGGCAGCUAGAUGUCCGAGGAUACACCCAGGAGUCAAAUCUCUAGUGGCUCUUUGUUCCUAGCAUUUAUGGUUAGCUGACAGUGUCCUUUCAGAUCUAUACCGCUGUUUUCAUUGGGCUGCCCUGCCAAUAAGAAAGAGGUGUUUGCGCCUUUCUUCCUACAGAGGUUGUACGGCAGAGGUUACAAGGUGUCGAUGUUCUAAAUACAUUAUUAGCCAGAAGAUAUAUCUACAGAGAGCUCAUCUUCCAUUACUAGAGUAUAGUCAGUUUGAUCUUUGACUGUUUUACCCUGCUGCUGGGGAUUAGACUCAAGACUUUAUGGUGCAGGGCAAAUGCUCCAGCUCAGUGCUAUGGCCCCAGCCCUGUUUUACCUUUAAAAACAAACAAACAAACAAACAAACAAACAAACAAACAAACAACAAGAACAAAAAAAGUUUCCUCCCAACCAGUGCUGGAGACUGAGCCUAACUUCCCAUGUGCUCGGAAGCUAAGUCACUGACACUGUAGCCCCUGUCCUAAAACAGCUUUAAAAACAGUUCUCAGCAUGUCUAAAGA